Messenger RNA from Bipolaris maydis ATCC 48331, 237 nucleotides. Lineage: Eukaryota; Fungi; Ascomycota; Dothideomycetes; Pleosporales; Pleosporaceae. The record is from RefSeq and is a predicted model, not a curated record.
AUGUCCUCGACUCCUACUACCGCGUCCCCCCGUCGUCGUCGUCGUAGUGGGCAAUCCACCGUCUGCACCAGCACAAAUGCAGAUGUCCAUGACGGCAUGCUGGAAGAGAAGGCAGUUGGAGUGGUGAGGGGCAGCCAGGUACCCGACGACUGGAAGGCAGAGUGGUACAUGUCACGCAGCACCAGGCACGAUAGCCGGCAGACAGCUGCCGCCGCACUCAACCAGGCUGGUGGCUGA